Messenger RNA from Paralichthys olivaceus (Japanese flounder), 5108 nucleotides. RefSeq names its product ATP-binding cassette, sub-family C (CFTR/MRP), member 10 (gene abcc10). Lineage: Eukaryota; Metazoa; Chordata; Actinopteri; Pleuronectiformes; Paralichthyidae. Gene Ontology annotation, cellular component: membrane. The record is from RefSeq and is a predicted model, not a curated record. Gene Ontology annotation, molecular function: ABC-type transporter activity; ATP hydrolysis activity; ATP binding. Gene Ontology annotation, biological process: transmembrane transport.
AGGACGUGAGCUAGCUGGAAGCCGGUGAUGUUUGAAAGAUGUUCGGCUCAGUGACGUCAUGUGGUCGAGUUUAACGUCAACACGUGUGUGACUCGUCGCGCUCUCGUGUUGUUUUCGUGUUUUUAUCGCGACGUCGCUUCAACAAGCAGCAGCACAAAGAUGUUUCCUAGAAUGACGGAGGUGAAGUAGGAGGAGGGAUGAGUGACUUCGGACCAGCGGAGCUGCUCGCAGGCCUCUGUCACACGGACGAGGAGAAUCCGUUCCCUCUGUGGCAGAAUGGACACGUCAGCUCCUGCUUCAACCAGCUCGUCCUCGGAGCGCUGCCUCACGCUGUCAUGGCAAUUUUCAGCGCCUGCUACCUCAGCAUGGUCAGAUGCAGCCUCCUGCAGACGUCUCCUCCCUGUGGCUGGACGCUCAGGCUGGUGUCAGCUCUGUUGGCUGCGCUGCUCUUCACUGCAGAUGUCGUCCUGGCGAGCGUCCUGCAGCAGGGGGACAUGUACCUGGACCUUCUGACUGACAGCUGUGCCAUCCUGGCCUGGCUGCUCCACUUCAGCGCCAUUACAGUGCUCCAGAAAACAGUUUUCAGGAGAACCAGAGGACCCCUGCUGCUGCUUCUGCUCGUUCUGCUUUCAAUCCCCAACCUUGUCAUCACCCUGAUCAUUUACUGUGAAAGUGACGGAUAUUUAAACAUCACAGAACCUCUUAAACUGACACGAUUUGUCCUCGCCGUGGCCCGGACACUCCCUCUUCUGGUUUACCUCCUGGCGUUUGCGUUUCCCUGCAUCAGCGAUGCCGGGUACACCUUGUAUAUUAACGCUGUGGACGGAUCCCCGCUCAUCUCAGACAGCACCCAGAUGGACACAGGUGAGAUGGUGGCGGAGGACGGGAGCGGCUGCACCUCUCGACUCUUCUACCUGUGGUUGACUCCGCUCCUCAGACGAGGGCGGCGAGGAGAGCUGGACCGACCGGCCGAUGUUUAUCAUCUUCCUCGGAAACUUCGGACUAGUGUGGUUUGUCGAUACUUCCAUCAGUGCUGGGAAUCCUGCAGACGAGGGCCGGUCGCCAGUAACGACCAGGAUCAGUGGCCCAGGCCGGUGAGCGGGAACCUCCUGAACGGCACCUGGAGUUCACACUACCUGGAGGGACCACUGGAGCUGGAGGGGGACGUUGGCCUGCUGAGGGUCCUGCACAAGGCGUUCGGGUCGAGGUAUUACAUGCUGGGUUUGCUGAAGGUGGUGGUCAACAUGCUGGGCUUCACAGGUCCCCUGCUCCUCAGCAGUCUGGUGAACUUUAUGGAGGAAGACAAUGCCCCGGUGAGCAGAGGAGCCUUGUGCGCUCUCGGGCUUUUUGCCACCACGCUGCUUUCGUCCAUCCUCCGAAACAUCUUCUCCUUUGAGGUAUCCAAGGUGGCGCUGUCGGCACGCGCCGCUCUGGUGUCGGCCAUCUACGGCAAAGCCCUGCGGGUCAGUGGCAGCAGCUUGGCCAGGUUGACUAUGGGAGAGGUGGUGAACUUGAUGAGCACGGACACCGACCGUGUGGUCAACUUCUUCAACAGUUUCCAUGAGCUGUGGAGUCUGCCCUUCAGUUUCAGCAUCGCCCUCUACCUGCUGUAUCUGCAGGUGGGGGUGGCUUUCCUCGGAGGGCUUGGCGUGGCGCUGCUGCUGUUGCCGCUCAAUAAGUUCAUCGCUUCACGAAUCAUCAGCAACAACAAACACAUGCUCAGGUUCAAGGACAGCCGCGUGAAACUCAUGACAGAAAUCCUCUUCGGCAUUCGUGUUAUCAAGUUCUACACCUGGGAGCCUCACUUCAUUCAGAAGGUCGCCGACUGUCGCAAACAAGAGCUGUCCCACCUCAAGGCCAUCAAAUACCUCGACGCCAUGUGCGUGUACACGUGGGCGGCGCUGCCGGUGGUCAUCUCCAUCCUCACCUUUGUGACGUACGUGAUGCUGGGACACCAGCUGACCGCAGCCAAGGUUUUCACCACGCUGGCUCUGGUGGGAAUGUUGAUCAUCCCACUCAACUCCUUCCCCUGGGUCCUCAGCAGCAUCCUGGAGUCCAAAGUUUCUCUGGAACGAAUCCAGCGCUUCUUCAAACUGACCAACCAGGAUCUGCAGGCGUACUAUGCUCUGGUCUCUCCUGAGGACGACCAGACGUCGGUUCUGUUGAGCCAGGGGACAUUUUCCUGGCAGGGGCCUGGUGGUCCAGACCAGAGCAGAGAGGGAGGGAGUGAACCUGCGAAAGGGAGUUUGAUGCUGCACAGCCUCGAUCUACACGUCACUAAGGGCUCUCUGGUUGUUGUGGUUGGUAAAGUCGGCUGUGGGAAGAGUUCCUUAUUGGCUGCGCUCACUGGGGAACUCAACAGGAUGAGUGGUGUGGUUUACGUUGCAGACAGAGAGGCAGGCUUCGGGCUGGCCUCUCAGGAACCGUGGCUCCAGCAUGCAUCAGUACGAGACAACAUCCUGUUUGGCAAAGACUACGAUCCCGCCUUCUACCAGGCCGUGCUCGAGGCCUGUGCUCUCGCAGAUGACCUCAACGUUUUGCCAAAUGGUGACAAGACAGAAGUGGGGGAGAACGGCGUGACUCUGAGCGGAGGACAGAAGGCUCGGCUGGCGCUCGCCAGAGCCGUGUACAUGGACAAAGACGUCUACCUCCUGGAUGAUCCGCUGGCGGCUGUUGACACGGACGUGGCUGAACACCUCAUGCAGAAAUGCAUCAUGGAGCUCCUCAGGGGAAAGACCAGAAUCCUUUGCACACACCGUAUAGAGUUUGUGGACAAAGCUGACACGGUGGUCCUCAUGGAGAAUGGAACAAUAAUCAGAACAGGUUCUCCAGCAGAAAUCCUCCCUCUGGUCGAGGCUGUGCCGAAGAAACGGAAGAACGACCAGAAUGUGAGAGAGAAAGAUGCUGAGGAAGAGCCGGGAUCGCCGCCUGAUCUGUUGGUGGAUGAUGAUCCCGACCAGUCGGGGGCGGAGCAGAAGCAGACGGGCGGACUAGCGUGGAGAGUUUACCAGACCUACUGGUCGGCUGUGGGCGGAGUGCUGGCCUCCUCCAUCCUGAUGUCUCUGCUCCUCAUGCAAGCCUCUAAGAACGUUUCUGAUUGGUGGCUCUCUCACUGGAUCUCCGAGCUGAGAAACAACGGUUCCACGAGGCCGAACGGUUCAAUUCCAGAUUCCUUCAUCUCCUCUCAGCUGCUGCUCUUCUCACCUGGACGACUUAUGUCUCCGCUGUCCUCUGUGCAAACGUUCUCGUCCAGCAACCUGACCUCUGACGUCAGGUUUUACCUGACCGUGUACGCCUCCAUCGCCGCGGCCAACACCGUCUUCACUGCCCUCCGAUCCGUCCUCUUUGCCUACGGAGGCAUCUGUGCCGCCACAGCCGUCCACAACAGGCUCCUGGAUCGAGUCCUGAAGGCCACGGUGACUUUCUUCGACACCACCCCUCUGGGACGCGUGCUCAACCGUUUUUCAUCAGACCUGUACAGUGUGGACGACAGCCUGCCCUUCAUCCUGAACAUCCUCCUCGCCAACAUCUUCGGCCUGCUGGGGAUGUUGGUGGUGAUAAGCUACGGCCUCCCCUGGGUGCUCGUGGCGACGCUGCCCCUGGCUCUGCUUUACCACCGCACGCAGCACUUCUACCGACACACCUCCCGGGAGCUGAAGCGCCUGUACAGCCUCACCCUGUCCCCCGUCUACUCGCACUUCUCUGAGACGCUGACUGGGCUGGGGACCAUCCGGGCCAGCGGGAGCUCCUCCAGGUUCGAGGAGGAAAGUGCUAAACGUCUGGAGCAGAACCAACGCUGCCUCUUCCUCAGCAACGCCGCCAUGCAGUGGCUGGACAUCCGCCUGCAGCUGAUUGGAGUAGCUGUGGUGACGGGCCUCGGGGUGAUCGCCGUCGUCCAGCAUCAGUUUCACUCUGUUGAUCCAGGUCUGGUGGGGCUGUCCCUGUCCUACGCUCUGUCCAUCACGUCCCUGCUGUCCGGCCUCAUAUUCAGCUUCACUCAGACUGAGAUGCAGCUGGUGAGCGUGGAGCGAACAGAGGAAUACUCCACCGGCCUCCCCACCGAGCCACAGCAGCAGAGCGCACAGCUUCCCCCUGCGUGGCCCGAGCAGGGCUGGCUGGAGUAUCGCGGUGCGGUUUUGGCGUACAGGGACGGCCUCCCUAACGCCCUGGACGAGGUGAGCCUGGUGGUGCGACCUGGGGAGAAGGUCGGCGUCGUGGGACGCACAGGCUCCGGCAAGUCCACGCUGUUCCUGGCCCUAUUCCGUAUGGUGGAGCUCAACCGGGGUCAGAUUCUCCUGGACGGGCUGGAUAUCAGCACGGUGGGCCUGGGUCAGCUCAGGUCCAGGUUGGCCAUUAUUCCUCAGGACCCCUUCCUGUUCAGCGGGACCAUCAGGGAGAAUCUGGACCCGUGUGGGCGACACUCAGACCAGCAGCUGCUGGACGUCCUGGACCAGUGUCACCUCAGCUCUGUGCUGGACCGGAUGGGCGGUCUGGACGCUGAGGUCGGAGAAAGAGGAAAAAGCUUUUCUGUGGGACAGCGGCAGCUUCUGUGUCUGUGCAGAGCUCUGCUGACUCAGGCCAAGGUGCUGUGUAUUGAUGAAGCCACAGCCAGCGUGGAUCAGAGGACGGACAAACUGCUGCAGCAAACCAUCCGAGACAAGUUCCAGGACAAAACGGUCCUCACCAUCGCCCACAGGAUCAACACUAUCAUGGACUGCGACCGGGUGCUGGUGAUGCAUGCUGGGAAGGUGGUAGAGUUCGACACGCCGACCGCUCUCUGCCAGAGCGACGACUCCAUCUUUCAGCGGCUGGUUGCUGGGAGAUGAGACCGAGACGACUCAAAGACAGAGGACGUGUCUCUGGAAUCUGAAGAUGUAUUUUUAUACUUUACUGCUGAGAACUUCUGUCCUCACGUCUGAGGACAACGUUUCUGUCACAGACUUGAAAUACUUUUAUAUUUUUUCAUCGUGGAACGGACUAUUUGUUUUUACAGACAUUUAGGGCUUAUUUAAUUUAAAUUAAUUUAGUUCUCUGGAGGAACUCUCUGAUGAAACAAGGACGACCGAUAUGGAUUUUUAGGGGCUGAUACCGAUAUUAGGGAUCGUACA